GUCGGUCCAGCAGUCAGUCUAUAGCCCUUACAGCGACCGCUAAGAGCCCCAUUGAGAGGGUCCUUCCACCAAAAUGUGUGAUUAGCUAUCUGGAUAAAGAUGAUAUACAUAUCCGUGGUAAAGCCGUGAAGAGGGAGAAUCAUAAAAAGAUCCACAGAGAAAUAAAGGUAUUUUGUAUCAGACACUGAUUUAAAUAUGGGACUGCUGACUGGACUUGUGAUAAUAACUGUGAUCUUGAUAUUGGUGAGCUGUGAUUGCUGUGCACUUCAUCCCCACACGCUCUUGAACACGCCUGAACUGAUUCGAGUCCGCGGCUACCCGGCUGAGGUGCACCACGUGACCACCCGCGAUGGGUACGUUCUUCAGAUACACAGGAUCCCUCGCGGACUGACUCCCACGGCCCGCCCCUGCGCCCGCCGCACGCACUUCCGAACCCACGAGUCGAAGGGCGCGAGGUGGAUACUGUUGGAAUGGUUAAAUAAAGUUUAUAGUCGAGAGAAUGCAAGCAGGUGUGACUCAGCACGAGGAAAGCGUCCAGUUGUCCUGCUCAUGCACGGGGUCCUCUCCUCGUCCGACGAUUUCGUGUUAAAUGAUCCACACCAGGCGCUAGCCUUUAUGUUAGCGGACGCUGGCUACGAUGUGUGGCUGGGAAACGCGAGGGGAAACACGUACAGCCGCCGCCAUGUGCGACUCUCGCCCGAUCAGCCCGAAUUCUGGGAUUUCAGCUGGGACGAAAUCGCCCAGUACGACCUUCCGGAUAUGCUGGCCUACAUCAGGAACACCACGCGGGCGCCGACGCUGGACUACGUAGGGCACUCCAUGGGCACCACCGUCUUCUUCGCUAUGAUGAACUACUACCCUCACAUCAAUGGCUGGAUCCGGAAGAUGGUUGCCAUGGCCCCGUCGGCAUAUAUCCAUAAUAUUUUCGCCGGUUAUAGGCUGCUCUCUAUUUUCAACCAAAUAGUGGGUGGGAGUGCGAGCAAGUUCGAGACAGGUCGGUUGUCCGUGGAGAUGAAAACCAGCCUCGCCAACCUCUGUUCUCCCGACGCGCUGACAAGGGGCGUUUGCCUCAAGAUCAUUGGCCUCGUUGCUGGACCUUCCCGACAUGCCAUUGAAAGGGAUUACCUCCCCGUGAUCGUCGCGCACACCCCCGCCGGCGUCGCCACCAGGGUCCUCGCGCACUACUCGCAGCUCAUCCUCGCCCAGAGGUUUCAAGCGUUUGAUCAUGGACCAACAAGAAACCUGGAAAAAUACGGGUCGCCUACACCCCGCCAGUACUCCCUGAAGCGAGUCACCGUACCCGUGGGUUUGUUUUGGUCUCAAGAUGAUUGGAUCAACACUCCCAGAGACGUGGCGCAGAUUGCAAAGGAGCUUCCGCGCGUGAUGCUGAACUACAAGGUCCCGCUCAGAGGGUUCAACCAUCUGGACUUUCUCUGGUCUGAGGACGCCCGUCGCCUUGUUUAUAUCCCCUUAAUGAAAUUCCUAAAAACUUAAGAUUAAAAAAUAAAAAAAUAAAAAGUC
Penaeus monodon (black tiger shrimp) is the source of this 1521-nucleotide messenger RNA. Its product is annotated as gastric triacylglycerol lipase-like. The transcript has 10 exons. Bases 196 to 1494 code for a protein of 432 amino acids. The record is from RefSeq and is a predicted model, not a curated record. Gene Ontology annotation, biological process: lipid metabolic process. Lineage: Eukaryota; Metazoa; Arthropoda; Malacostraca; Decapoda; Penaeidae. Gene Ontology annotation, molecular function: hydrolase activity, acting on ester bonds.